UCCAGACACCAGCCCUGGACGCCAAGCCUGGCCCCUCUGGUCCCAGCAGCCUGGCCAGCCUGGCCAGCAUGCAGCAGCAGCCCCUGCCUGGGCCCCAGGCCCCUGCAGCCGAGCCGACCAAGCCCCCCUACAGCUACAUAGCCCUUAUUGCCAUGGCCAUCCAGAGCUCACCUGGGCAGCGGGCCACACUCAGUGGCAUCUACCGCUACAUCAUGGGCCGCUUCGCCUUCUACCGCCACAACCGACCUGGCUGGCAGAACAGCAUCCGUCACAACCUGUCACUCAACGAGUGCUUUGUCAAGGUUCCCCGUGAUGACCGCAAGCCAGGCAAAGGCAGCUACUGGACACUGGACCCCGACUGUCACGACAUGUUCGAGCAUGGCAGCUUCCUGCGCCGCCGCCGCCGAUUCACCCGGCGGACAGGUGCCGAGGGGACCAAGGGCCCUGCCAGGGCACGUCGUGGAUCCCUUAGAGUGACCAGCCAGGACCCAAGGGUCCCCAACACCACAACCAGCAGGCAGUGCCCAUUCUCACCAGAGCUACCAGGCCCCAAAGACACAAGCUUUGGGGGUCUGUUGGGGGCCUUGCCAGCCAGCAUGUGCCCAGCAACCACUGAUGCCAAGCCUCGGCCAUCCAUUGAGCCCAAAGAGAUUUCUAUGCCCAAGCCUGCAGGCCCAGGGGAGCACCCUGUGGCCACCUCAUCUUCCCCGUGCCCAGCAUUUGGCUUUCCUGCUGGCUUCUGCCAAGCUGAGGGCUUUAACAAGGCCCCCACACCUGCCUUGACCUCUGAGGCAGGCACUGGGAGCAGCUACCAAUGCCGUUUGCAGGCGCUGAAUUUCAGCAUGGGGACUGACCCAGGCUUGGAGCACCUUUUGGCCUCAGCAGCCCCCUCCCCUGCACCCCUCACUCCUCCAGCCUCACUCCGGGCCCCACUGCCCCUUCCAGCUGACCCCAAGGAACCCUGGGUUGCAGGUGGCUUCCCUGUGCAGGGAGGCUCCAGCUAUCCACUGGGGCUGACCCCCUGCUUAUACCGGACUCCAGGAAUGUUCUUCUUUGAGUGAAGGCAGCCUCAAUUCGGGCGGUCCCUGCAGGGCUUCCACUAACUGCAUCCUCCAGGCUGAGCCUGGCUCUAGGACCUGGAGAGCUCGCGAAGGAACCAUCCCUGGCAAGCUAAGGACAACCAGGACAGAAAGCCAGGAUUAAAGCAGCGAGCAAUCAGCCAAGCCUCUGGGGCCUCCGCACAAAUCUGGGGUGAGGGGAAGAGGGGCCCCUUGGGAGUGACUCUGUGGCUCUCAAGGCCAAUAAAGGCAGUGUGAUGAUGAGG
Otolemur garnettii (small-eared galago) is the source of this 1324-nucleotide messenger RNA. It is a transcript of the gene FOXS1, whose product is annotated as forkhead box S1. The record is from RefSeq and is a predicted model, not a curated record. Lineage: Eukaryota; Metazoa; Chordata; Mammalia; Primates; Galagidae. Gene Ontology annotation, biological process: anatomical structure morphogenesis; cell differentiation; regulation of transcription by RNA polymerase II. Gene Ontology annotation, molecular function: DNA-binding transcription factor activity, RNA polymerase II-specific; RNA polymerase II cis-regulatory region sequence-specific DNA binding. Bases 69 to 1061 code for a protein of 330 amino acids. The transcript has a single exon.